Messenger RNA from Xenopus laevis (African clawed frog), 7460 nucleotides. It is a transcript of the gene spag9.S, whose product is annotated as sperm associated antigen 9 S homeolog. Gene Ontology annotation, biological process: vesicle-mediated transport; MAPK cascade. Gene Ontology annotation, cellular component: lysosomal membrane; cytoplasm; perinuclear region of cytoplasm. The coding region runs from base 193 to 4179 and encodes 1328 amino acids. Gene Ontology annotation, molecular function: kinesin binding; MAP kinase scaffold activity; JUN kinase binding. Lineage: Eukaryota; Metazoa; Chordata; Amphibia; Anura; Pipidae. The transcript has 30 exons. The record is from RefSeq and is a predicted model, not a curated record.
GAAGCAAGUAGGCGUAUCAAACAGGCAUAAGAGGUUUCCCCGGUGGGAGGAGUUAACGCUAGUGGGCGGUACAUGGGCGGGGUUGAGACGAGUGGAGGGCUCCAGAGGGGCAGGCCGGAGCCUCGGCGGAUGGAGGGGCCUUCUCCUUAGAAUCAGAACAAACGUCCAACCCGGGGCCCUGGGCCCGCAGACAUGGAGCUGGAGGACGGCAUGGUGUACCAGGAGGACCCGGGCAGCUCGACUGUUAUGUCUGAGCGGGUGUCGGGUCUGGCGGGUUCCAUAUACCGCGAGUUCGAGCGGCUGAUCGGCCAAUAUGAUGAGGAUGUGGUGAAGGAGCUGAUGCCCCUGGUAGUGGCGGUGCUGGAGAACCUGGACUCAGUAUUCGGCCAGAACCAGGAGCACGAGGUGGAGCUGGAACUGCUCAGGGAGGAUAACGAGCAACUCAUCACCCAGUACGAGCGAGAGAAGGCGCUCCGCAAGCAUGCAGAGGAGAAAUUUAUAGAAUUUGAAGACUCCCAAGAGCAGGACAAGAAAGAUCUUCAGUCCCGAGUGGAAAGUCUGGAGUCACAGACCAGGCAACUUGAGCUCAAAGCAAAAAACUAUGCAGAUCAAAUCAGUCGGUUGGAGGAGAGAGAGGCAGAACUAAAGAAAGAGUACAAUGCCCUCCAUCAGCGGCACUCGGAGAUGAUCCAUAAUUACAUGGAACACUUGGAACGUACCAAACAGCUUCAGCAGCUACUAGGUGGCGACCAAUUGGAAUCUUCCUUGCACAGCAAAAUUCGGAAAGAGCGUCCAAUCUCACUCGGAAUCUUUCCACUGAACCCUGGGGACUCUUUGCUCAUACCUCACAGCCAGGGUUCUGAGACACCAGGGAACGGUCCAUGGAAACACCCAGAUCCAAACCAUCCUUGCUGCAAUACCAGUUUGAAGGAGGAAAUCUUAAAUAUCAGCCAAGCAGUUCCAAAAACUGGUGGCUCUGACACUGACAGUAUGGUUCACUCUGCCUCAAAGCCACACAAGGACGACAUUAUUAUGAAGUCCAAGUCGCAUAAAGAUGAUGUCUUGAAGGCAAACUUGGCAAACAACAAUGUCCAGAACAGCAACAAGAGUGAUGGUACUCGGGAAGCCACAGUGCCAACCACUGUUUCUGAAGAUACCAAUGACAACAAGGAAAAAUCUGAGGUUCAGUCAAUCAUUGAGUCAACGCCUGAGCUGGAUAUGGGCCGAGAUCCCAAAGGAUAUCAAUUAACUAGCACUCCAACGAAAGGCAUAGAAAAUAAAGCGUUUGACCGGAACACCGAAUCGUUAUUCGAGGAGCUGUCAUCUGCUGGGACUGACCUUAUCGCUGAUGUUGAUGAAGGAGCAGACUUGCUUGGCAUGGGCCGUGAAGUGGAAAACCUUAUCUUAGAAAACACCCAGCUUCUAGAGACCAAAAAUGCCCUAAACGUUGUCAAAAAUGACUUAAUAGCCAGAGUGGAUGAGCUGGUGUGCGAGAGGGACGUUCUGCAAGGGGAGCUGGGAGCUGUGAAACAGGCCAAACAGAAGCUGGAGGAGAAGAACAAGGAGCUGGAAGAGGAGCUAAGAAAAGCCAGAGCGGAAGUGGAAGAAGCUCGACAGAAGGGAAAAGAUGAAGAAGACAAUGAUGUCCCUACGGCACAGCGGAAGAGAUUCACCCGCGUCGAGAUGGCCCGGGUGCUGAUGGAGAGAAACCAGUAUAAAGAGAGGCUGAUGGAGCUGCAGGAGGCAGUUAGAUGGACAGAAAUGAUCAGAGCGUCUCGAGAGAAUCCUGCCAUUCAAGAAAAGAAGAAAUCAAGCCUUUGGCAGUUUUUCAGCCGACUGUUCAGCUCUACGGCCACCGCCUCUAAAAAGCCAGACACUCCUGUGAACCUCAAGUACAAUGCGCCAACCUCACAUAUCACGCCAUCCGUCAAGAAGAAGAGCAGCGCUCUUUCCAAACUUCCUUCUGACAAGUCCAAAGCCUUUGACUUUCUCAGCGAUGACCGUUCUAGUGGGAACGAAACCACAUCGCGCCGAGAACAGAAGCGCGAGCAGUACAGGCAGGUGAAGGCUCAUGUACAGAAGGAAGAUGGGCGGGUGCAGGCAUUCGGCUGGAGUCUUCCUCAAAAAUAUAAGCCGGUGGCAAAUGAAGGACAGAAUGAAAGCAAAAUGAGGAAUCUUCCCGUCCCUGUUUACCUGAGGCCUUUGGACGAUAAAGAUACUUCCAUGAAGCUAUGGUGUGCUGUGGGAGUCAACCUGUCUGGUGGAAAGACGAGAGAUGGAGGCUCAAUUAUUGGCGCUAGCGUUUUCUACAGCGACGCCCCUGGAACAGCGCUAGACGGCCAAAAACCCCGCACUGACUCUCAGAGCAGUUUGGAUAAACUUGAGCAGGAGCUUAAGGUACAGCAGAAGGAACUUCGGCAUCAGGAUGAGCUAUCAAGCCUUGUGUGGAUUUGCACCAGUACUCAUUCCUCCACUAAGGUCAUCAUUGUGGAUGCCAAUGACCCAGGGAACAUGCUGGAUAGUUUUAUCGUCUGUAACUCUCACGUCCUCUGUAUUGCAAGCAUUCCAGGGGCAAUGGAAACCGAUUACCCCACAGGAGAAUCUUCAAAGCCGGAAUCAGAAACAGGCCAGACAGAUAAAACAUCACUGUCUGAAAGUCUGCAGAGCAGCGGGUCCUCGGGGGCGGAGAAUAUUGCAGUGGGAGUCAGAGUGGGAGGAGCAUCCCCGGAAAACGUAGAGCCCUGUGCUGUUCAAGCACCAAGCGUCCUACCAGCUGAAGAGGAAAUCAGUGAAGAUCCCGAUUCCGCAAGCCAGCAGCUGGACGACAACGUGGCGACCGCUGAAGAAGCAACAGAGGAAACUGAAGCCGGAACUGGCUCCAACGAUGAAAUGGCUGACAUUUCCCAAACAGGAGUUUAUACAGAGCAUGUGUUUACUGAUCCCCUGGGUGCACAGAACACAGCAGAGGACACAUCAGGCUACCAGCCUAGCAAUGACUCUGACCUGUAUAAAGAUGGUGUUGCCACAUUGCCAACUGAGCAAGACCUGAUGAGGGAGGAAGCCCAAAAAAUGAACAGCUUGUUGCCUACAAUGUGGCUCGGAGCCCAAAAUGGAUACUUAUACGUCCAUUCUUCUGUUGCUCAGUGGAAGAAAUGUCUUCUGAACAUCAAGUUAAAAGAUUCCGUCCUCAGCAUUGUACAUGUUAAAGGAAUAGUAUUAGUUGCUCUAGCUGAUGGGACGCUGGCAAUCUUUCAUCGAGGAGUUGAUGGCCAGUGGGACCUCUCAAACUAUCACCUCCUUGAUUUUGGUCGACCUCACCAUUCCAUUCGCUGCAUGAGUGUGGUGCAUGAGAAGGUGUGGUGUGGGUACAGGAACAAAAUUUACAUCGUGCAGCCAAAAACCAUGAAAAUAGAGAAAUCAUUUGAUGCCCAUCCAAGGAAAGAGAGCCAAGUUCGCCAGCUGGCAUGGGUUGGAGAUGGUGUGUGGGUCUCUAUCAGGUUAGAUUCAACUCUGCGGCUGUACCAUGCGCACACAUACCAACAUCUGCAAGACGUGGACAUAGAACCCUAUGUCAGUAAGAUGCUUGGUACAGGAAAGCUUGGCUUCUCCUUUGUGCGGAUAACUGCACUCAUGGUGUCUUGCAAUCGCCUUUGGGUAGGCACAGGCAACGGUGUGAUCAUAUCCAUUCCUUUAACAGAAACCGUAAUACUGCACCAGGGACGGUUACUUGGGUUAAGGGCCAAUAAGGCAUUAACUGGCUCGGGAAACCGGCCAGGCAGUGUGAUACGCGUCUACGGGGAUGAAAACAGCGACAAAGUCACGGCAGGCACAUUCAUUCCGUAUUGUUCAAUGGCGCACGCCCAGCUGUGUUUCCACGGGCAUCGCGAUGCGGUGAAGUUCUUUGUUGCUGUUCCAGGUCAGGUCCGGGGUUUCAACGGCAGUGGAACGUCUGAAACAACAGCAGAAAAGGUGGGAGGAUCACAACAAGAAUUGUCCGUCCCAAGUCAGCCCAAAUCCUUGUUGGUGAUGAGCGGAGGGGAGGGGUAUAUUGACUUCAGGAUGGGGGAUGACGGGGAAGACUCGGAACUCUUAGACGAUUCACUACAGUUCGAACCUUCUGUGGCCAAAGUAGAAAGGAGUCACCUAAUAGUCUGGCAAGUCCUGUGCAGCAACGAAUGACCCGCAGGAUGGACAAAACACUAUAUAUGAUUUUUUUUUUUUUGCAUGUUUUUUUUUUUUCUUUUACCUCCUUUUAUCGGAUAUUUUAACAGUUGAUAUCUGUAUAAAAAAAAAAAGUAUCAUGGUAUUAACAUGGAAAGUACUGCUGUAACAGACAGAAUCUUGUUCCACAGAACUUUCCCAGCAUCCCCUAUGCAGGGGCAUAUCAGUAGUCCUUUUUUUGGCACAAUGGUUUUUAUUUUUUUUUUUUUUUUGUAAUGAUCUGCCAGUUGCUGCAAAACUGUCACUCCAAUAGGGAUUUGAAGUGUUUAAGUUCAGCAAAGUCAGGGGGUGGCACUUUCAGAAGAUCAUGGAACACGUUCCAUCAGACACGGGCGUAUUUCUGCUGCUGAUUGACAACUCCCAGCAUUGUUGACAGGGACAGUGGGAGUUUUCUAUUUAGAGGGAGCCUGCACAUUGGAUGUCUCUUCCUGACAGAUCCCCCCCCUACGGUUUCCUGAGCAAUUUCUGUAACAGUUGCUGCGACUAAAAACAUUGCACAAGCGGCACUUUCUGUUCUCAACAGAUCUGCACUUUGGGGUAAGUCCCAAAUAAAGUCACAGAUUGUUUCACUUUUUGUUUAAAAAGCAUACCUCUGAUUUAAUGGGCCUGUUACAGGGAAAGCCCCCGGGUAAAGAUGGCCAUACAGGGGCCAAUAAAAGCUGCCGAAAGACCAAGUCGGCAGCUUAUUGGCCCGUGUAUGGGGGCCCCCGACGGGCUUCCCCGAUCGAGAUCAGGCCGAAAGUCGGCCAGAUCUCGAUCGGAUGGGACUAAAAAUCCCGUUGGAUCGGGAUCUAUUUGUUGAUGCGGUCCCGCAAACCGACUGCCCGUUCCCGUUUGUUAGGAUCAGCCCGAUAUUGGCCACCUCAAGUUGGGCAUAUCGGAGAGAGAUCCGCUCGUUUGGCAACAUCGUCAAACGAGUCUUCCAGCCAAACUAGUUGGGAAGGAUUUACAAAGCUGCCGACAGUCACAUGACCUGAUACAGCAGCCCUGUAGUUGGUCUUUAAUCGGCCUUAGUUGCCCUAUUAGUGGGUCUAUAUAUUUCCUUCAUUUUAUAUAUUCAAAGGUUUUAGGCUUUAUUUGAAGACUAUCCGCUACCAAUUGCAGUGUCAAUCGAACAGUCCAUAUGUACUCUCUAAAGACUGAGGAUAACUCAAUCCAUAUCCUCAGUAUGAGUGUAUAGCUUAUUGUGUGCCCAGAACAUUCCUUCUCUGCAUAUUGUUUCCAUUAGACAGUACAUUAUAAGGGUAUAGCUUAUUGUGUGCCCAGAACAUUCCCUCUAUGUAUAUUUGUAUUUAUACAUAUGGGGAUGGAGGUUUCAUAUUGUUUCCCUUAGACAGUACAGUAUGAGGGUAUAGCUUGUUGUGUGCCCAGAACAUUCCUUCUACAUGUGAUUGGGCGCUCCCAUAUCAGUCUUCUAGGUAAAAUAGCAGCUGUCACAGCUGUCAGCCACAAGAAUGUUCUGAGCACACACUACGGAUGGAAUGUCCCGCAUGCCUAAUAUACUUUCUCCUCAUACUGAGAACCACUAAGCAGCGUCCAAUCAUAUGUAUAAAAACAACUAUACACAGGACCGCUAUGGGCACACAAUACGUUCUAACAUCAUGUUUAGGGUACUUUUUUAUCAAACACAGACGCGCCAUUGUUUCAAAUAGGGUAUUUUAUUUUUUUUUACAUCUAACUGAAUAAUGAGGACACCACUACAGGGAACUUCUUAAGUUCAGGAAGUUAUCAAAUGACUUUACCUUUUGAUACAAUAUAGAUCAAGUUAUUUCUGCUCAUUACUGUACAGGAAAUGGCUCCGACGCUCAAAUGUCUAAUUGUCGAUCUUCUUUUCAAAUACACAGCUGCAUUUGCCGUUUUUUACACUGACUGAAAUAAAAGCGCCACCUGCUAUUCAUUUUGGCCAACCACCCACAGACGGCAGAAACUUAAAUAAGUGAGAAGAGGGAAGUUGCUCUGCUUAGAACUGACUAGAGACAUGGCAGACAACUCUCUGCUCACCAACUUAAUCUGAACAUAUACUUUCAUUUGUUUUUAGGGUUUGCAUUCCCUUUAACAUGCUGCACUGUUUAAAUAAAUUUUGUGAAGUCCUGGUUCAGGUUGACCCCAAGACAUUAAUUUCACAGUAUUAUGCUUUUAGCUAGCUUACAGUUCAAGGGGAACUAAAGCCAUUUUGCCUAAGGAAAGAUGUCAUUUUAAGCAACUUUCUGAUAUGCAUUCUUUUAAAAAUGUUCAGUGCUAGAGAUGGGCGAAUAAAUGCGCCUGGCACUAAUUUGCCGCGAAUUUCCACGUUUCGCUGCCGGUGAAUAAAUUCGCAGAGGAAACAUUUUUGGACGCAUGUCUGAAAAGUCUCUUGUGUCAAAAUUGCAUCGUGUCCACACUAUUCGGAUGCCCAUUGACUUUAACGCCAUCUUCAAAAUUGACGUGAGCGAUUUAUCGGCACGGGCGUCAAUUUUCGAUUUUCACAAAUUUUUGGAGAAUUUUUCAGCGAAACGGGAGAAAUUUGCCCAUUACUAUUCAGUGCUUUUGAAGAUAAAUGCAAAACGUAAUUGGUAUUGACCGCAGUAUGGGCCUGUACUGCUGGUACUGACUACUGAAACAAUGUUGCAGAGCUAUUGAUAAAGUUGUAAUCUUGGGUUUACACCCCCUUACAUAAGUGUAUACGCACCCUGUAAGGCCAAAAACUUGGGGCGUGGGGGAGCCUUUUGCAGUUUGUAUAUAACACGUGACAGUUGAAGGACAAGUGUAUGGAGCAUUCUGGGGUGUAAUUAAGAGAAGAUAUGCUUAUGAAUUUACCGGCACUUUAUGUAAACUAAUCUUUCUGCAUAGAUACAUGAUUUACAUUUCACUUUUGUACCAUUUAUAGAAACCACUCAAGUGCACUAAAAACUUAGAGCUGCCUCUAAAAGGGGCAACAUUUGGGAGAGGCCAGACAUGGAGUAUAUUCCAGCCAUUUACCCUAUAGUAAGGGCACCUCCACAAUUUUUUGGCUGCUUUUAGAUCUAUUGUAAUGCUUAUAAAGCAGCGCAGCCGUUCUGUAUGUCUGGAGCUGAUGCGGUUAUUUCGUGGGCACCUGAGUUGCACUGGUGUAUGGAGUUCUGAUGAUCAGCAUAAUAUAUCCCGAUUUAUAAGUUGCCUAUAUUUUCUCCACCAAUUAAGUGACUGCAGAAUCUAUAGGGGGAUUGUUUGUGUGCAGAGUAAUGUAUAUUUAAAGGGAUAUUGUCAUGAGAAAAAAUGUU